This is a messenger RNA of Staurois parvus, 462 nucleotides long. The record is from the annotation of a GenBank genome assembly. NCBI's taxonomy places the organism in Eukaryota, Metazoa, Chordata, Amphibia, Anura, Ranidae.
GACAAUGAAUGUGUGUCACAGAAACAGUACCUUCUGGAAAAGAGAGCGAAGCUGCGCUCGCUUAUGCCUGGAAACUAUAGUGUGAGAGUCCGAGCAACGUCACUAGCUGGCAAUGGAUCGUGGACACAAACCACAUAUUUUUAUGUGCCAGACCCAAGACACCCCACAAAUAGCAUACUGAAGAUUCUUGUUGGCCCAGUCAUCAUAAUUAUUAUUUUCCUCAUCAUCCUGACAGUCUGCGUGAUCCAGAAAAAGAAAGACGCAGAAGGCCCAACAGGACCACUAUAUGCUUCAUCUAAUCCGGAAUAUCUAAGUGCAAGUGAAGUGUACAUUCCAGACGAAUGGGAAGUACCACGAGACAAAAUCCUCUUGCUCCGAGAGUUAGGACAAGGGUCCUUUGGAAUGGUGUAUGAGGGUAUUGCCAAAGAUAUAAUAAAAGGAGAAGCUGAAGUACGAGUUGCU